UUUGUUUUCAUUUCAGUCGUGAGUUAGCGUUUGCAAUCUUAACAGUUAAACCUUAAAAAUUAAUUUAUUAUUAAAUUUAAAAUGUUCUGUAUUAAAAGUUCGACAAAUGUUCUUCGGCAUCAAUCUCCGAUAAUUUGUGCACUAAGAUCGCUUGCAACUCAAACUAAUUUAAAGGUCACAAAUGAUGAAGCUUCAAGUCCAGCUCAAGACCCAGAAUGGCUUACUGCACGACCCUACAGUGAAAUUCCAAGACAGUCAAAACUAGAUUUUAUAACUUCCUAUUUACCAGGAGGAAGAUUCCAAAACACAUCUGCCACCGAAACAGCUUUAAUAUUGAAAGAAGAGCUCGGUGAUCUCUAUGUAGUGCCUGGAAUGUUCGGAAGAUCUGAUAUCUUGAUGGUUCUCAAUCCGGAUCAUAUUGAAAAAGUCUAUCGCACAGAAGGAAUUUGGCCAGUUCGAGAUGGUUUCGAAACAGUAGCUUAUUUUCGUAAUGUUCUUAAGAAAGACUUUUUUGGAGACACUUCUGGUCUUAUUGUGGCACAAGGAGAAGAUUGGGGAAGACAAAGAAAAGCUGUCAAUCCUGUUAUUGUGCAACCACGAAAUGUCAAGCUUUACAUAAAUUCCUUGGUCGAUAUAAAUGAUGAGUUUGUUCAAAGAAUUCAUGACAUCAGAGAUCCAAAUACCCUAGAAGUUCCCGGUAACUUUGAAGAAGACUUAAACAGACUAACAUUUGAAUCUAUAACAUCGAUUGCUCUAAAUCAGAGUUUCGGACUGAUCCGGCGUCAAAAUGAGAAUCCCGAUGCAUUGCGAAUGUUCAAAAGUGUUCGUGACUUCUUCAUUUAUAUUUUCGAACUUGAAAUGAAGCCUUCAAUGUGGAAAACAAUCAGUACACCGGCUUUUAAGAAAAUGAUGAAAUGUCAAGAAGAGAUUUUCGAAGUUACCAGUAAAUUUGUAUCAGAUGCAAUAAUACAACUAGAAAGUAAAAAGUCGUUAGGAUCUGAGAAUCAGGAACCAAGUGUGCUAGAGAAGCUUUUGAAAAUUGAUAAGAAAGUUGCCAUUAUAAUGACUAUGGAUAUGUUGUUGGCAGGAGUUGAUGCGACAAGUACAGUUUUAGCUGGAUUGCUUCUUACCCUUGCCAAGAAUCCAUCAAAACAGGCAAUUCUUCGAGAAGAAGUGUUGAGUAUCAUGCCCAACAAAGACACUCCCCUGACUGUGGAAUCAAUGAAAAAUAUGCCAUAUCUAAGAGCUUGCAUUAAAGAGUCUUUAAGAUACUAUCCAAUAGCUUCGGGAAAUUUUCGAACUGCAGGACGUGAUAUUGUUUUGGGUGGCUAUCAAAUACCCAAAGGAACAAAUACUAUUCUCAAUAGUUCGUUGAUGCUUUUAAAUGAGAAAUAUUAUUCAAGACCAAACGAAUAUAUUCCAGAGCGAUGGAUGCGUAAGAACACGAGCAAUGAGAUUAUUCAAGACAACAGUCAUCCAUUUAGUUUCUUACCAUUUGGAUUUGGACCUAGAAUUUGUGUUGGCAAACGGAUAGUUGAAAUUGAAUUGGAAGUUUGCAUUACCAAACUUAUAAGGAACUUUCACAUUGAAUAUAAUUAUCCUACAGAGAAUGCUUUUAAGCAAUAUUUUGUUAAUAUUUUAGCGAUACCACUUAAUUUGAAAUUCACUGAUGUGAAGGAGUAAAAAGUAAAGGAAACGAAUAAAGAACAUAGUAUCUAUCUAAAA
This is a messenger RNA of Episyrphus balteatus (marmalade hoverfly), 1725 nucleotides long. Its product is annotated as probable cytochrome P450 12d1 proximal, mitochondrial. The record is from RefSeq and is a predicted model, not a curated record. Gene Ontology annotation, molecular function: iron ion binding; heme binding; oxidoreductase activity, acting on paired donors, with incorporation or reduction of molecular oxygen. Lineage: Eukaryota; Metazoa; Arthropoda; Insecta; Diptera; Syrphidae. The transcript has 6 exons. The coding region runs from base 82 to 1683 and encodes 533 amino acids.